Messenger RNA from Mizuhopecten yessoensis (Yesso scallop), 2259 nucleotides. RefSeq names its product ligand-gated ion channel 4-like. Gene Ontology annotation, cellular component: neuron projection; synapse; membrane. The transcript has 3 exons. NCBI's taxonomy places the organism in Eukaryota, Metazoa, Mollusca, Bivalvia, Pectinida, Pectinidae. Gene Ontology annotation, biological process: regulation of membrane potential; chemical synaptic transmission; monoatomic ion transmembrane transport. The record is from RefSeq and is a predicted model, not a curated record. Gene Ontology annotation, molecular function: extracellular ligand-gated monoatomic ion channel activity; neurotransmitter receptor activity; transmembrane signaling receptor activity. Bases 1 to 2259 code for a protein of 752 amino acids.
AUGGAUGACUUGGUGAGACUGAAGAAUACUCUGUUCCAGAACUAUACUAGGGACUUCCGUCCUGUUUAUAACAUGAGUGACCCGAUACACGUGACAAUCGAUAUGUUCCUGAUCUCUAUUUUAGACUUAGACGAAGUGACCGGUACAAUCACCCUAAACUGUGGUCUCACAUUGUUUUGGACUGAUUACCGCCUUGCCUGGAACCCAAACGAAUUCGGUAUCACCUCUUUCGUGUUUAACUCGUCAAAUGUGUGGAAACCGCGAAUUUACAUUACAACAUCAGCUGACGAUUUGUCGGAUUUCUCUUACGACGCUUUCGAUGUAAGGGUGAAUUCUAACGGCACGGUAUUUGCGUCACCAGGUCGACAUGUAAAGGCUAGUUGCAGCUUCGACAUGACCAGAUUUCCGACUGAUUCACAAACGUGUGUCAUGCAAAUUGCGUCAUGGAUAUUCGCAGCUUCUGAGAUGGUAUUCAUCAUAGCACGACCACAAAUCAACAUGGUUUACUAUAAACCUAAUGGGGAGUGGGAUAUUGACUGGACGUCUGUCACAAACAACACUGAUUUCGGAUCUUACUAUUCUGUUUUAGACUUUUCAAUACAUCUGACAAGACGUUCUGCAUACUUUAUUAUAUCCAUGACUAUACCAGUGCUACUCCUUUGCUUUCUCAACCCGUUCGUGUUUUUCUUGCCCACCUCCUCAGGAGAGCGGAUUUCCUACACAAUCACCAUGUUCCUGUCGUUGGCCGUAUUUAUGACACUUAUCGGAGAAAAUAUGCCAAAGGUUUCAGAUCCAAUGGCAGGGAUUUCCUAUUUCCUCUUCGUGGCUAUGUUGUACAGUUGUCUGCUGAUCGUGUUGACGAUAUUCACCCUGCGCUGUGGCGCUAAGAACGAUAAACACAGGUUCCCUGGAUGGUUGUUGCGGUUAGCCUCACGAAAAGCAUUUCACAAAUCAGUCAACAGCAUCAAUAAAGUAGAUGACGCCAAUAAAGUCAAAAUUGUCCAGGUGAUGGAGUAUGGUAAUGCACCUGAGGAGACAAUUUCUCACGGAGACGAAGAACUACAAAAGACUUUGGCGUACGCAUAUAAACAUUUUCAACGACUGAACAUGGGAAGGAUUUUUGUAUUGCUUCUGUUUGUGAUAUGCUUUGACGUCAUCCUAUCACAAGGUACCAUGGAUGACUUGGUGAGACUGAAGAAUACUCUGUUCCAGAACUAUACCAAGGACUUCCGUCCUGUUUAUAACAUGAGUGACCCGAUACACGUGACAAUCGAUAUGUUCCUGAUCUCUAUUUUAGACUUAGACGAAGUAACCGGUACAAUCACCCUAAACUGUGGUCUCACAUUGUUUUGGACUGAUUACCGCCUUGCCUGGAACCCAAACGAAUUCGGUAUCACCUCUUUCGUGUUUAACUCGUCAAAUGUGUGGAAACCGCGAAUUUACAUUACAACAUCAGCUGACGAUUUGUCCGAUUUCUCUUACGACGCUUUCGAUGUAAGGGUAAAUUCUAACGGCACGGUAUUUGCGUCACCAGGUCGACAUGUAAAGGCUAGUUGCAGCUUCGACAUGACCAGAUUUCCGACUGAUUCACAAACGUGUGUCAUGCAAAUUGCGUCAUGGAUAUUCGCAGCUUCUGAGAUGGUAUUCAUCAUAGCACGACCACAAAUCAACAUGGUUUACUAUAAACCUAAUGGGGAGUGGGAUAUUGACUGGACGUCUGUCACAAACAACACUGAUUUCGGAUCUUACUAUUCUGUUUUAGACUUUUCAAUACAUCUGACAAGACGUUCUGCAUACUUUAUUAUAUCCAUGACUAUACCAGUGCUACUCCUUUGCUUUCUCAACCCGUUCGUGUUUUUCUUGCCCACCUCCUCAGGAGAGCGGAUUUCCUACACAAUCACCAUGUUCCUGUCGUUGGCCGUAUUUAUGACACUUAUCGGAGAAAAUAUGCCAAAGGUUUCAGAUCCAAUGGCAGGGAUUUCCUAUUUCCUCUUCGUGGCUAUGUUGUACAGUUGUCUGCUGAUCGUGUUGACGAUAUUCACCCUGCGCUGUGGCGCUAAGAACGAUAAACACAGGUUCCCUGGAUGGUUGUUGCGGUUAGCCUCACGAAAAGCAUUUCACAAAUCAGUCAACAGCAUCAAUAAAGUAGAUGACGCCAAUAAAGUCAAAAUUGUCCAGGUGAUGGAGUAUGGUAAUGCACCUGAGGAGACAAUUUCUCACGGAGACGAAGAACUACAAAAGACUAAGGUUGCCAUGUGA